This is a messenger RNA of Echinostoma caproni, 552 nucleotides long. Lineage: Eukaryota; Metazoa; Platyhelminthes; Trematoda; Plagiorchiida; Echinostomatidae. The record is from the annotation of a GenBank genome assembly.
AUGACGAAAUCAGUCUAUACGACAGAGCACGGUACUUUGCUAUCACAGAACAGCCCCACGUGGAAACCUGUAUCGCUCGGUAAUGGGCCCAAUAUGAUUUUCGCUGCUUCUGUGGAAGCCAGCACAGAUAAUACAACUGUGAACAUGUCCACCGCUGAGGUGCCCGCAAUAUCGACAUCAAUUGCAAUAGUAGCUACCGGUACAGAAGCAGCAGCAGCAACAGCAACAACAGCUCCGUCCACGACAGCCAUAACAACAGCAAUGACCCCAACAAUGUCGAUUGUAGCCGGUCUGGUCUCGGACUGUUACAAAAGCGAUAGUUUGGUUCCUCCGACAACAACCUUCCUUCCUGACGCCAACCAUAUUUCCACACCCGAUACAACUACCGCAGUGGCUGAUAAAGUUGGGCCAACGAGUACAUGUGAAGACGACAAGUCUGUCGGACUCAAACCGAACACAAUCGCGAGAAUGCAGUCGAAAGAAUGCAACAUAACUAACGUGUUCGUUAACGGUAAGUCAGUAGUUAUAGAAACCACAAAACAUGUUUCCUAG